CGCACCACAACAAUAAUACCGCCGCUUGCCUCCCAGGUCAUGAAUAUUCACAUCAAAGCCGCCUUGCGUGCGUUUACGUGAUGACGCAAGGCGGCCACAGUGGAUCCCGAUUGCUGCAGCCGCUUGUCAGUGUGAUGAAGAUUGGCACUCAGCCUGCCCAUAUAAUGCUUCAGUGUUGGCAGUGGCUACAGUGAACACGAUGGCAGGCCAGCCUGUGUCAAUGCGCAAGUACGAGGAGAGAGUUCACCAGGGGGUCGAACAGACAACCGGUGAUCCAGACACAGGAAUGGGGAGAACCUGCAACAAUGCUCUAGCUGAGUCCAGUCGCAUGGAUGCAGAUAAAGCUUCCAUAUACGGGCAUCCGCUCUUUCCUCUCCUCACCCUUCUGUUCGAGAAGUGUGAGCAGUCCACUCAGAGCUCAGACUGUGUCACGUCGGCGAGCUUUGAUAUCGAUAUCCAGAAUUUUGUACACAACCAAGAGAAAGAGACCAAGGCUUUCUUCAGCGAAGACACUGAGCUAGACAGCCUGAUGGUGAAGGCCAUUCAGGUUCUCAGGAUUCACCUGCUGGAGCUGGAGAAGGUCAGCGAACUGUGUAAAGACUUCUGUAGCCGAUACAUCUCCUGCCUAAGGAGCAAGAUGAACAGCGAGACGCUACUGAGUAUAGAAACAGAUGGCUCUUACUCUCCCCUGCACGCACAGGAUACCCAAGGCACUGUGGUUCCUGCCUCACCUAUGCAACAAGUCAACGUAUCAGCAGUCAGUCAGUGUCAAAUGGUUUCAGGUGGUGCAGUGUACCAACCCAUCACAGUAGUCACACCCCAAGGACAUGUCAUGGCUCAGACCAUCGCACCGAACAAAAUACACAUUCAGAACUCCCAGCAUUUACAGCUGCAGAUGAAUCAGGAUUUUGGUUUCUUCAGCAACGAAGACAGUUCUUCUAAAAACAAGCGUGGAGUUCUCCCCAAACAGGCCACCAACGUCAUGCGCUCAUGGCUGUUCCAGCACAUCGCGCACCCUUAUCCUACUGAAGAUGAGAAGAAACAGAUUGCUCAUCAAACCAAUCUCACUCUGCUGCAGGUCAACAACUGGUUCAUUAACGCACGGAGGCGAAUCCUGCAGCCGAUGUUAGACGCCAGCUCUACAGAGAUGCCCAAAACCAAGAAGAAGACUCCACAGGCCCGCCCUCUACAGCGCUUCUGGCCCGAUUCAAUCGCUUCCUCCCAGUCACAGUUCAACAUGGACGAAGGUACAGGCGUUAACAUAGUUACAGUUGGGAUGAGCAUGGAUGGCUAUCAAACUCUCUCCUCGGAUGGAGCUACACUCGCCAUGCAGCAAGUCAUGAUGGGUAAUAACAGCAAGGAGGAUACAGAUGUCAGUGAGGAUGAGGAUGAUGAUACACAUCUGUCUUCAACUAACAUGGCUGAUCUGGGCCUGAUUGACUGACUCUCUCUCUCUCUAUGUUCUCUGUCUUUCUCUCUCUCUCUCUCUCUCUCUCUCUCUCUCUCUCUCUCUCUCUCUUACACACACAAAAGGCUUGACAUGGAGCUGUCUUUGGCAAUUCUGAUACUCUUGCACUACAAAGAGGAUCUCAAAAAUAUCCCUUAAAGUACUGUACACACAGUUAACAGAGAGCAUUACAUUACAGACAGGUGUGCUAAUUUAUGAGAUGAUGUUUUUUUGCUUAGACAUUUAGGUAAGUGCACUUUUUUUUGAUAAACUCCAAAAUGGCAAAAAAAAGAAAAAAUAAGAAAAGGGAAAACGAAAAAGUUUGAAAGUUUUUAGAUUUUGUUACACAAUUUGCUUUUCUAUGAUAACUCCUCUGGAUGCCAACAUUUUUUUGCGAGUUUGUGCUUGUGAUGGUGUGAUUGUGAUUUUUCCCCUGCAUGCUGGUGUUUUUCUGCUGUCCUCAUUCUCUCUCACAACCAUGCCACGAGAGCAAAAAAAAUGAGAGAUGCAUAUUUUUAUAUAUUAAGAGCAAAAUGUUUAUUUCUUUUUUUUUUUCUUGGUUUGUUUUAAUGUUUUAUAAUAUUUAUGUACAAAAAAACAUGAUAGUUAGUUGCCCAGUUUUCAGGGCUUUGUAACAUUUUAUAAGAAAACAAAACAAAAAAAUAUAGAAUUUAAAACUUUUGCAAACGUACAUUAGCUCCAAAACUAUGCCUUACAUCGUUCUUUCGUAAAAUGAACUGAAGCACAUGCCUUGUUGAGUAACCUUGACGAGUGGCUCCGUCUGUUCCAGCGGUUUUAGCUGUAAAGAUGGGAAUGUGUUAAACUCACUAAAAGUAGUUAGUAUCAAGCCUCAAGCUACGAUUAGAUGUGUGGUUAUCACUUUUGCUGCACUGUACAUUUUUUCUCUGUAUAAAUAUCUCGUCUGAUUAAUAAAUUUCAGUAUGCUGAGUGAACGAGAAAUAUGCAGAGCAUGCAAUCUGGAAUAACAGAGAGCUGCUGAUCAAAAUCUCAUGGGUUUACAGAUGAAAUUAUUAAACUGAAAUACAAUUUAUAAAACUGUCUCAAAAUGUUACUUAUAAGCAUUAAAAACAUUAGUGUGUUAAACAAA
Messenger RNA from Tachysurus fulvidraco (yellow catfish), 2555 nucleotides. RefSeq names its product pbx/knotted 1 homeobox 1.1 (gene pknox1.1). Gene Ontology annotation, biological process: regulation of transcription by RNA polymerase II. NCBI's taxonomy places the organism in Eukaryota, Metazoa, Chordata, Actinopteri, Siluriformes, Bagridae. The record is from RefSeq and is a predicted model, not a curated record. Gene Ontology annotation, molecular function: RNA polymerase II cis-regulatory region sequence-specific DNA binding; DNA-binding transcription factor activity, RNA polymerase II-specific. Bases 200 to 1444 code for a protein of 414 amino acids. The transcript has 11 exons.